GCCACACACAGCAGAAAAGAGGCAACAGAAGCUUUCUCCCCCUCUUUGUCUACAGUAUGAAGCUGCUUCUAUUUCUACAACUUGGCUGUCUGUGUCACGCUUUGAAAAAGCCACCCACUCACAAAGACCCAACAGGUGUCCAUGAGAUAGCGAAUGUAAAUAAUACAAGAGGGAGAGUACAAGAGGAAUCCAACAGUGACCCUCACAUCCACAGACUCGCUGGCAGAUGCAGCUUCUCACUAAGGAUUCGUGGAGACGGGAACAGCGAUGUGGCCGCAUUGCCAGCAGACUCCACAGAUGUGCUCCUAGAACAGAUGUGUCGUGAUCUUAAUUGCGGCGGCAUCCAUCGAGUGAGCAGAACCAACCCGCCUCCCAAUGCCACCUGCUUUCACGGCUGUUCGUACCGAGGCGGCCGUUUGCACAACUGUUCCCAGAGUGUGAGAGGCAACUGCACCGGGGUCGCUGAAGCAAUCUGUGGCCACCAGGCUGUCCGGCUGGCAGCGGGGGGGGACCGCUGUGCCGGCCGGGUGGAGCUGUGGGCCGACGGGGGCUGGGGCACCGUGUGCGACGACCAGUGGGACCUGCGGGACGCCGACGUCGUGUGCCGCCAGCUCGGCUGCGGCUACGCCCUCAGCGCGGCGGGGCAGGGAGGCCCCUUCCCGCCGGGCGGAGGGCCGAUCCACCUGGACGAGCUGAACUGCACCGGCAGAGAGCGGAACCUGUGGACCUGCCCGGCCGCGCAGGGCGAGAACGACUGCGGACACAAAGAGGACGCCGGGGUCGUGUGCUCGGAGAGGAGAGCCGUCAGACUGACUGGAGGUCUGGACCGUUGCUCUGGUAAAGUGGAGGUCCACCGCAACGGCAGCUGGGGUAACGUGUGUGACAACUGCUGGAACAAGAAGAUGGCCUCCAUGGUGUGCUCCAUGCUGCGCUGCGGCGCCGAGCCGCUGAAGUUCUCCCAGUUCCUUCCUCCUCUCGCCUUCAACGACGGGCCGCUGUGGUUCUAUCAGUGCGAUCACAACUCGCAGAGUCUGUGGGAGUGCAAUGAGAUGGUGAACCCGGCAAACCUGUGCGUGAGCUCAAAGGCGUCCGGGGUCAUCUGCAAUGGUUCCCUCGGGUUUCACGAGGCCACCACAGCAAUCAUCACUAAUGCAACCGUAUCAACCCCGUUGACGACUGGAGCCACCUCACUCGUUCCCUCUGAAGGCUUACGGGCUUACGGGCUCCUCGGCACCAUCACUCUGGCUCUUGUUCUCGCCGUGGUCCUCGUCACGAACGCGGCGAUCUGCUGCCACUACAGGCGACGACACGCCACCUUGCUGCAGCAGACUGGCACCAGCGGACAACCGACCGCCGAACAUGGCAACAGCUACCAAUGUGCAGGCGACCUUGUCAAGGUCACCGCCAACCCGGUGCAGACGGAAGUCCCCUCAAACACCAGGCACUUUUGGACCCAGCUUAGUAGCGCUGAAAGCACGUCGGUAGAUACAGACUAUGAGCAGUAUGAGACGAGCAGUGAGAAGCCCGUCCCUUUGUCGACCUUUAGGAAUUCUCGGAGGUACAGAGCAGACGUAAACCCUCUGACGAGGCCCGGCGGCCUCGACGGCCUCGAAGGCCUCUGCGAGGAACCUCCUGAACCCACAGAGGAUUUGAUCCCAGAGCCUCAAUAUUCUACAGUGUCAAAGAGCCCCAGGGACUCCUUCAGUUCCUCCAGCACCUCCUCUGGGGAGUGCUACGAAAACACAAACAACGGCUACGUGACGGUCUUCCCAGAUUCAGGACUGGCCCAGCCUUCUGUUGUCUACGACGUCUUCCGCCCUGCAGAUAUCAAUCGCAGCCCUGAUCAAGUGCACCCUGGACAAUCAACCAGCCUGCAGAAUUCAAGUGACCAAGACGACAGCCCCCUCUACUCCCCCGUUAGCCCCGAUCCGGACUCCUCUUCUGAGGACGACUACGAUGACAUUGGCCCCUUACAGUAACCAGAGGAGGACCGUGAACGUGUACUUUAGGGGAGGAAACCCAAUGAGCACCUUUUUUGUGGUUUGCAGGCAAAUCAACAGUAAUUCAAUGAUUACACUCCAUCGGAAAGAGUUCUUUGCAACAUUGCAUUUGAGCACUUGUUUGUGACUCGCGUUGUAAUCCCUUUGUACACAUUGUCAAACCACUGUUUCCUGUGAUACCGAUUAUUACGAUUAGCGCGGUUAAGACUCAGCGUGUGAUUGGCCCUCUGCAGGUAUCACAGAAACAUACUGGGGCCUUUUUUCAUGAGCAAAAACAGUUUCUAAAUCCCACAGUCAGAUGCCACUGACUGUUUGCUGUCGUUUCCGUCUCAAAAAGAACGACAUGUGAUUUUGCGUUAAAGGUGAGCGCGCACUCUGAAGCGCUUCACAUCCCAGCGUCCUACAAGAGCUUUUUUCCAUUCAUAGCUCCAUAGCUGUACUAAUAUAAUUGAACAAAAAACAAAUUGGACAACAUAUUCACUUUGAAGGAUCGACGACUACCAGAAGACUGAGAGGUUUUGCCAUAUUUAACAAUUGUCUGAAUGCCUUGCAGACUGUAACAAAAGUAUUUUUAUUACUUGUAUUAUUUGACUAAUGUUUCUGCACAGAGGUUUGUGACAGCUCGUUUGUGUUCAGUAAAUGUGCCAGUCUUUG
Molecule: messenger RNA, 2654 nt
Organism: Pungitius pungitius (ninespine stickleback)
Lineage: Eukaryota; Metazoa; Chordata; Actinopteri; Perciformes; Gasterosteidae
Product: T-cell differentiation antigen CD6-like
Exons: 13
Coding region: 57-1979 (640 amino acids)
Biological process (GO): zymogen activation
Cellular component (GO): plasma membrane
Molecular function (GO): serine-type endopeptidase activity
Source: RefSeq, a predicted model, not a curated record